Molecule: messenger RNA, 683 nt
Organism: Papaver somniferum (opium poppy)
Lineage: Eukaryota; Viridiplantae; Streptophyta; Magnoliopsida; Ranunculales; Papaveraceae
Exons: 2
Coding region: 88-420 (110 amino acids)
Source: RefSeq, a predicted model, not a curated record
GACGUAUGCUUUUCAGGAAUUCAUUCUCUCAAGUCUCAACAAAACCAAAAAUUUUCAAACAAAAGAAUUCUAGGGUGCUCGUUUCAAAUGGCGGAAACCAGAAGUUUGAUAAUUUCUUGUGUGUUCGUUUGCCUUCUCUUCGCCUCGAGUACCGUCAUGUGCACGGUAGAAGGUGAAGAGUGCCACCUUGUUUUAGCAGAUGCUGUACUUGCGGCUGUAGUAAGAGCAGUCAAGGGAACUCUUGUGAAACUGGAUACCAAAGGAGUUUGCUCUGGUACAGAAAAGAUAUGUGAUGCGUGGUGCCCCGUACAAGGAAAAUUACUUGGUAAAGUAAUCAAGGGUGGGAAUAUUGGUAAGUGCAUCUAUCCUAAAGAUGAUGCCCUAAACGCCGGAUAUUGCGCCUGCUGCCAACUGAACUGACCAUAGCGAUACUAUUGGUUUAUUACCGGAUCGAGCUGUGCUAGGGUAAUCUCUUCAGAACUGAUGGAUCGAUCUAUGUGUUCGUCUGCUAUCUUCAAGUGUGCCUCGUCAGUUGUGCUAUCUUCGUGUGUGUCUCGUCAGUUGUACUUUUGUGUAUCUUUUCUUCCCGUUGUUUGGCUUUAUGUAUUUUCAUUCUCGUUGAGUUUGUCAAAAAUAAAUAAAAAGACAGGGACAUGCCGCACGCAUUGCUUUGUUUAGUUUUC